GUUAUUGUAGUUGCUGUAGUUGUUGUAGUUGCUGUAGUUGCUGUAGUUGUGUAGUUGCUGUAGUUGUGUAGUUAUUGUAGUUGGUGUAGUUGUGUAGUUCCUGUAGUUGUUGUAGUUGUGUAGUUGUUGUAGUUGCUGUAGUUGCUGUAGUUUCUGUAGUUGCUGUAGUUGCUGUAGUUGUGUAGUUAUUGUAGUUGCUGUAGUUGCUGUAGUUGUGUAGUUAUUGUAGUUGCUGUAGUUGUUGUAGUUGCUGUAGUUGCUGUAGUUGUUGUAGUUGUUGUAGUUGCUGUAGUUCCUUUAAUUGUGUAGUUCCUGUAGUUGUGUAGUUGUGUAUUUCCUGUAGUUGUUGUAGUUGUGUAGUUGUUGUAGUUGCUGUAGUUGCUGUAGUUUCUGUAGUUGCUGUAGUUGCUGUAGUUUCCGUAGUUGCUAUAGUUUCUGUAGUUGUUGUAGUUGCUGUAGUUGUGUAGUUGCUGUAGUUGUUGUAGUUGUUGUAGUUGCUCUAGUUGCUGUAGUUCCUGUAGUUGUGUAGUUAUUGUAGUUGCUGUAGUUGUGUAGUUGCUGUAGUUGUGUAGUUCCUGUAGUUGUGUAGUUAUUGUAGAUGUUGUAGUUGCUGUAGUUCCUGUAGUUGCUGUAGUUGUUGUAGUUACUGUAGUUUCUGUAGUUGUUGUAGUUCCUGUAGUUGUGUAGUUAUUGUAGUUGCUGUAGUUGUUGUAGUUGCUGUAGUUGCUGUAGUUGUGUAGUUGCUGUAGUUGCUGUAGUUGUGUAGUUAUUGUAGUUAUUGUAGUUGUUGUAGUUGUGUAGUUCCUGUAGUUGUUGUAGUUGUGUAGUUGUUGUAGUUGCUGUAGUUGCUGUAGUUGCUGUAGUUUCUGUAGUUGCUGUAGUUGCUGUAGUUGUGUAGUUAUUGUAGUUGCUGUAGUUGCUGUAGUUGUGUAGUUAUUGUAGUUGCUGUAGUUGUUGUAGUUGCUGUAGUUGCUGUAGUUGCUGUAGUUGUUGUAGUUGUUGUAGUUGUUGUAGUUGCUGUAGUUCCUUUAAUUGUGUAGUUCCUGUAGUUGUGUAGUUGUGUAGUUAUUGUAGUUGCUGAAGUUGUUGUAGUUGCUGUAGUUGCUGUAGUGGUUGUAGUUGUUGUAGUUGCUGUAGUUCCUUUAAUUGUGUAGUUCCUGUAGUUGUGUAGUUGUGAAGUUCCUGUAGUUGUUGUAGUUGUGUAGUUGUUGUAGUUGCUGUAGUUUCUGUAGUUGCUGUAGUUGCUGUAGUUUCCGUAGUUGCUAUAGUUUCUGUAGUUGUUGUAGUUGCUGUAGUUGUGUAG
This is a messenger RNA of Porites lobata, 1303 nucleotides long. The record is from the annotation of a GenBank genome assembly. Lineage: Eukaryota; Metazoa; Cnidaria; Anthozoa; Scleractinia; Poritidae.